GCUGUGGGGCGGGGCCUGGGCGGGGCUGGCCAGUCGCCCAACCUCUCCUGAGCUCCGUGGGCCCGCCCCUGGCGUGCGAAGGGUUAUCCGGGACUGCGUCAUAACGCCGCUCCUCUCGGGCCAAGCUGCCGAUAGAUCCGCUUUCACUUCGCUGCCUGAGACCAUGGGCGCUCUCCUGAGUGGUGGCCAGGAAGGCCCAGAGCCCGCGCAGCCCCAGCCUCCAGCGCCAGAGGGUCCGCAGCAGCCUCAGCCUGAGCCCGGACCAUGGGGACUACUGGAUGAUGUGCGCUUUCUAAUCGCCUGCACAUCCUGGUACUGACCAGGUUCCCCGGGGCCUCCGUGUCCUCUUGGGCCUGGCCUAGCUUUUGUCCCCCUCACCCCAUGAUUUCCUGUCUUCCUCACUCUGGGUAGAGAUUCAAAAAAGCUCCUGGAAACUAGAGGUCCACAGGGCAACCUCAGGGGACUGACCAGAACCUCAGACUUGUUCCCAUCCUUACCAUCCCCUAAACCAGAUCACUCCCGGACCCCUUUCCAGCUCUGUCCUGGGGCAGCCUACCUGAACCAGAACCACCAGGCCCAGAUUCAGGCCUCCUGGCAGGACCCUUGAUGCUGUUGAACUCUGGUUUCCCCCUCGCUAGAACUGAGCUGCUUCAGGUGUCCCAGGUCACGGCCCUGUGUGCCCUGUCUCCAGAGAAGCAUGCAAACAGUGACCCUCCCAUACUCCUGAGGGACCUGGGGGCAGGACAUCUGAUUGCUGGUUAGCAGAUAGAUGCAUGAGACAACUGCAGAAUACCCCCGUGCACCCUUUUCUCCCCCGAAGCUUCUUAAGGGCACACUUGGGCCCUGGUCUUUGUUCCCACACCCCAGGGAAAAGACACUGUAUUUCUGUUUUAUUUAGAAAUGAUUUAAAAAACAUUAUACAAAGGCUGAUCAGUUUAAAAUGUGACCGACACUGAAAUGCUGUGAUGUCACCCAGGCUGAGGGGAAGCUGAGCUCUGGGGGCCCGGUGCUUUGCCCCUCUGACUGCUCUGGCCUGGGGUGAUGGACAAACAGAUGACUGCCUGCAGAAGAAUCCAAGAUUGGAAGCCUCUAGGCUGAGCCCUCUGGGCCCGGCCCUGCAUCCCUUACAUCUGCAGCCUGGGCUGCCUGCCUCCAUCUCCUGCUUGUUCUCAACUGGUCUUGGAGUACCAGGAGCCAACAGGGAGCCUGCGGGGCCUAGAGCUUUCAAGAAGUGAGAGCACCAACCUGAGGAGACGGACCAGGAAGUUGGGGGAGGGAGGCCCAGAAGAGAAGAAUAGAAAAGACAUUUAUCUCAGACCCUAGAAGGACCCACAGUUGGGAACACAGACCCAGCCAGGGCCACUGGAUGGCAGGGGCAGAUAAGACCUCCCUGUGCUUCUAAGGGCAAGAUGAGUGUUACCCUCAGCCUCUCAGGGCCUUCAUGUGAGUGAACAGGUGUGAGCUAAUAAAGUGCUUUGCAAAGUAUAAAA
Messenger RNA from Cricetulus griseus (Chinese hamster), 1490 nucleotides. The record is from RefSeq and is a predicted model, not a curated record. Lineage: Eukaryota; Metazoa; Chordata; Mammalia; Rodentia; Cricetidae.